UUGCAAACCUUCGUUUUAAGUAACCCAAGCGCCAGCCAAUGAAGAGAGUUUUAGGGGCACCUCUCUGCACCCCAGCUGCCUGCAGCAGCAACGCCAGCCAGUGAACAGAGUUUUAACUGCUCCGCUGUCGGGCGAACGCAGGUCGUGUCCCGGGUCUGAGGGCGCCGCGCCCGCUCCCCGCGCCCUCCUGGUCUCUCCGCUCCCAGAGCCUCGGGCCUCCCUGGAGCCGGGGAGCCGCCACCGCUUGGCCCCUCCUUUCCUGCGCGCCCCUGGCCCCGCGGCUGCAGCUGCUUCCUGGAGGCCGCGGAGGUGGACCUGUGUGUGUCAUGGACAGGUCUCAGGUGUGCUGCAGGGAGAACUAGUCCAGUCUAGGCCGCUGGACCAUCUUGCAUAUCCAUCAGUCACAGGGAAGGACUUCAACUGCUCUGGCUGGUGUGUGGACCAAUCAUUAUUCAUCUGCCUCCAAACUGCCCAGUGCUCUGCUUCCACUCUCGUCCCUCUUCCUGAAGUGGCGUCUUGGGCUCAGAGACGACAUUCCUUUAGACUUCCAGAAGCUGGAGGAGGAAAUGGAUCCAGUGAUCGCUGAGGAUGUGGCCGUGGUCUUUAGCCAGGAAGAGUGGCCUUUGCUGGAUCUUGCCCAGAGGAAACUCUACAGAGAAGUGAUGAUGGAAACCUUCAGAAACCUGGCCUCAGUAGUCUCUCAAAACUUUAAUGAUGGAGAAAAGUUAUCCAGUGAACAUAUAAUGGUGCAACUCAUGAAGAAUAACACCUGGUCCUCCAUGUUAGGAGAAAUCUCCGAAUUGCAUGGCAAUAAAGAUCAGCAUAAAAACCAGUGGAGACAUGUGAGAAGUCAUACAGUAGAGAACCACUGUGAAAGUAAAGAAACUGAUCAACACGGGAAAACCUUCAGCUGGAUUCCUCUAGACGUAAAUCCUUUUAAAUGCUGUGUGUGUGGAAAAGCCUUCAUGGAUCACUCAUCACAUAACCAUCAUGCCAGAUCUCACACUGGAUGCAAUACCUGUCAGUUUAAGGAAUGUGGAGAAGCCAGCAGUUGUUCCUCUCAUCUAACCACUCCUAUAAGAACUCUUAAUGGAAAGAAACCCUGUAAAUGUAAGGUAUGUGGGAAGGACUUCAUUUGUAUCUCAGCCCUGCAUAAUCCUGUGACAACACUCACUGGUGAGAAAUGCUAUGGAUGUAACCAAUGUAGGAAAGCUUUCUGUAGUUUCUCAUCCUUUUGCACACACGUAAGAGGCCAUAAGCAUGAAUGUAAAGAAUGUUGUAAAACCUGGAGUCAUCCUUCAUCCCACAUUUUACAAAAAAAAAUUCACCACAGAGGUAGGCCUUAUGAAUGUAAGGAAUGUGGGAAAGCCUUUAGUUGUUCCUCAUCCCUCCGUACACAUAUGCGAACUCACACUGGAGAGAGGCCUCAUGAAUGUAAGGAAUAUGGGAAAGCCUUUAGUGAGUCAUCACACCUCAUUGAACAUAUGCGAACUCACAGUGGAGAAAGGCCUUAUGAAUGUAAGGAAUGUGGGAAAGCCUUUACAUGUUCCUCACACCUCACUAAACAUAUAAAAACUCACAAUGGGCAGAGACCUUAUGAAUGUAAGGAAUGUGAGAAAACCUUUAGUGAGCCCUCAUCCCUCACUCGACAUAUUAGAACUCACAGUGGAGUGAGGCCUUAUAAAUGUAAGGAAUGUGGGAAAGCCUUUAGUCGUUCCUCAUCCCUCACUAAGCAUAUAAGGAGUCACAGUGGAGAAAGGCCUUACGAAUGUAAAGAAUGUGGGAAAGUCUUUAGCUGUUCCUCAGACCUCACUACACAUAUGCGAACUCACAGUGGAGAGAAACCUUAUGAAUGUAAAGAAUGUGGGAAAGCCUUUAGUGUUUCCUCAACUCUCACUACACACAUGCGAAUUCACAGUGGAGAGAGACCUUAUGAAUGUAAGGAAUGUGGGAAAGCCUUUAGUCAGUCAUCACACCUCACUACACAUAGAAGAACUCACAGUGGAGAGAGGCCUUAUGAAUGUAAGCAAUGUGGGAAAACCUUUAGUUGUUCCUCCGCCCUCACUGCACAUAUAAAAACUCACAGUGGAGAGAGACCUUAUGAAUGUAAGGAAUGUGGGAAGGCUUUCAGUUGUUCCUCAGUCCUAACUAAUCAUGAAAGAAUUCACAGUGGAGAGAGGCCUUAUGAAUGUAAGCAAUGUGGGAAAGCCUUUAGUCAGGCCUCAGCCCUCAUUACACAUAGAAGAAUUCACAGUGGAGAGAGGCCUUAUGAAUGUAAAGAAUGUGGGAAAAGCUUUAGUCGUUCCUCAUCCGUCACUAGACACACAAAAACUCACAGUGAAGGCGUUAUGAAUGUAAGGAAUGUGAGAAAGCCUUUAGUCAGGCCUCAGCACUCACUACACAUACAAGAUUUCACAGUGGAAAGGGACCUUAUGAACGUAAAGAAUGUGGGAAAGCCUUUAGUCGUUCCUCACACCUCACUUCACAUAUAAGAACUCACAGCGGAGAUACUACUCUUGCUUCAGAAGUGGGAUGUUUCAUCUUUACUGCUAUAAUUUCAAACAGCCAGUUUCCAAAAGUCUGCUGUUAAAGGGCAAAGUUUCUCAGUAAAAAAGCAAUACUAACUCAGAGAAGCUGGGUCACUUGAGCUACUUUGUGCCUUUGAGUGAAAAGACAGUUUCGUUGUAACUGUGAGGCUGUCCUCAUCAGUGUUACUUUUUGAGUCCAAGCUAAAUCUUACCUUUCUGAAAUCUUUGGCUAUUACAAAUAUAGCAAAUUGAGCAAAUGUGGUUUUAUAAUUAAUGUUUUUAUUGAUGUUAUUUUGUAUACAAUUAAAUACACUCAUUUUGUAUAUGGUGAUGCAAAAUUUAGGGGAGAGAGUAAUGCUGAGCCAGCUUCCAAAGUCAUGAGUCAGGUAAAUGACCAGGAGGUGGGCAGACAACAGUAAUGGAGAGAAGCUGGUACAGUCAAAAAGCAGUAAAAGAAACAGGGAUUUUACACGAGAGUGGAGGAAGAUCAGCCCCCAAAUGGUACUAGGGAUUGAGAACAAUUCUGAUCUCACUCCUGGAAUCAGAGCUACAAAAGGUGUCAGAUAAAAUCCAAGUGUUAAAUAGAUUUUUUAAAAUCCAGAAACGACAUGGAGAAAAGAGACUUUUUCACAUAGAUUGUCCACAAACCAGAGAGCUGGGAAUUACCCAGAAAAAAGCUUUGCAUACUUCAACCCACCUGUUUUCCUUACAACGAGUUCUUUACUCCAUUUUGCUUUCCAUUCCUUCAUUGUUUUCCAACUGUUAUAGCUCUGCUUUCUUUUGCUCAUUUUUUUGUACCCAUCUUUUAAGUUCAUAAAAUCUACACCCUGCUGUGUAUCAAAUGAUAUUAAACCCAUCUACCCCUCUAAUUUCAUAACUAUAUGUUUCAAUACAGAAUUUCUGGCUGGUUGCUUUCAAAUCUACAGUGUUAUUUGUUGUUUCCAGUUUCUGCCUUUUAUCCUCAUGACCAUGGAAGGAUAGGUGUUUUAGAUCUGUGUCUUGUUUCUGUUGUCUGUGCUGGUUCAUUCCCUGUGUGCCUGAUAAUUUGUUGUUUUGUGAUAGACAUUACAUUCAUUAGGUUUUCUUAUUACUCUGAACAGUUUUAACAUAUACUAAAUAAAGUACAACAAUCAUUCAUAUAUUUGUUGUCAAGGAUCAACAACUGUUAACAUGUUAGAUGUCUUAGUUACAGAUAUAACUGAAGAUAGUUUCUUAUUCCAAAAAGGUUUUUGUUUUUUCUUUUUCUUAAAACAUUUAGAGCUUGAGAUUCCCGUUUGAAUGACGCACAACCAGGUGUGAAAUCCUUGUUUUAUAUUUAUAUGGCUCCCAUUUUUGUGGAAGCCUGACCUCCAAUCUCUGCCCCUUAUUUCCAUAGCUUUAUAACUGAAUCAGCCUUCUAUGGGUAAAGUUCAUUUGAAAUGCUUGACUCCUCUCUAAUUUCAUAUUCUUCUUAAUUGCGUCCUCAAUUCCUUAAUAUCUUACUUCCCUAAUGCUUUUGGGAAGAUGAAUCUUACUUCAUCCAGACUUUUUAGGUGUCUCCACUAGAAGAUGGGGUCCAAACUGCAGAAAGUAGAAAUCCCAUUAGUCCUUUGAACAUUUAUUAAAAUUUAUAACAAAGGCGGAAGCCCUGGUGGUGUAGUGGUUAAGUGCUACAGCUGCUAGCCAAAAGGUCAGCAGUUCGAAUCCACCGGGUGCGCCUUGGAAACUCUAUGGGGCAGUUCUACUGUGUCCUAUAGGGUCACUAUGAGUCAGAAUUGACUCGACAGCAACAGGUUUGGUUUUUGGUUUUACAGCAAAGGCUGCAUAAUCUUUCUAAUUAUAUUUUGUUUUCUGUGAACUGAUUAGACAUCAUUUGGCUUUGUUUUCAUUUUUUACAACUGAAUUUAAAAAAUAUCGUGGUAAAAUACACAGGAUGUAAACUUUGCCAUUUUCGCCACCGUGAGUGUACAAGGAGCCCUGGUGGUAUAGUGGUUAAGGGCUACAGGUGAUAUUCAAAAGGUGGGCAGUUUAGAAUCCACCAGCCAGUCUUUGGAAACCCUAUGAGACAGUUCUACUCUGUGCUAUAGGGUUGCUCUGAGUCGGAACUGACGUGACAGCAACGGGUUUUUUGUUUAAGUGUACAAAUGCAUUAGUUAUAUUUGCAGUGUUGUGUAAUCAUCACCCCAUCUAUUCCAAAAAAUUUUCAUCACUCCAAACAGCAGCUCUGAACCCACUAAGCAGUGAGUCUCUAUCUCCCCUUCCCACAGCCCCUGGUAACCACUAAUAAACCUUGGUUUCUCUGCAUUUGCCUAUUCUGGACAAUACACAUAAAUGGAACCAGGCAAUAUCUGUCCUUUGGUGUCUGCCUUAUUUCACUCGUCAUGUCUUUGAGGUUCAUCCGUGUCAUAGCAUGUACCGGAGCAUUCCUCUAUACAGUGGAAUAAUAUCCCAUUGUAUGUGUAUAUAUUUUGUUUAUUCACUCAUGUUUGAUGGGCACUUGAGUUGUUUUCACCUUUGUCUAUUUUGAAUAAUAUUUCUGUGAACAUUCAUAGGGUGUUUGUGUCUGUGUU
Molecule: messenger RNA, 5077 nt
Organism: Loxodonta africana (African savanna elephant)
Lineage: Eukaryota; Metazoa; Chordata; Mammalia; Proboscidea; Elephantidae
Product: zinc finger protein 883-like
Exons: 5
Coding region: 567-2492 (641 amino acids)
Biological process (GO): regulation of DNA-templated transcription
Source: RefSeq, a predicted model, not a curated record